This is a messenger RNA of Anopheles marshallii, 3648 nucleotides long. RefSeq lists its product as uncharacterized. Bases 1 to 3648 code for a protein of 1215 amino acids. The record is from RefSeq and is a predicted model, not a curated record. NCBI's taxonomy places the organism in Eukaryota, Metazoa, Arthropoda, Insecta, Diptera, Culicidae. Gene Ontology annotation, biological process: regulation of transcription by RNA polymerase II. Gene Ontology annotation, cellular component: nucleus. The transcript has 8 exons.
AUGUCUGGCCACAACCCGCCACACGGGCGACUGGGACAACCGAACACUACGUGGAAUCCGUUACAGGUCCCGUCGUAUGUCCCACGACAACCGCAGUUAGCACACAUGUCGAGCGAAAGAUCCAUGGCACGCUCACCACUAACGUGGCCUACACCACCGACAACGCAUCAGGAUAAAGUGUACAACUUAAUGGCCGGCAACCUAAUGAAUAACCUUGAUAUGAAUCCACUGUUGCAAGGCUAUGGACGAAACGUCGGUAUGCCGCUGGGAUCGGUCGAUUUGACACUGUCGUCUGCCGCACGUAGCACACCCUCACCCAAAGGGGUCCACAACAAUAUUCAGACUGCUUCCACGAGUUCUUCACAUUCGUCGCAUACCUCGUCUUCAACGACAACCACACUGCCAUCAAACAUUCCCACCAGUGGCGUUCACAGCAUGGCCGGAGAUAGUGGCCUUUCUGGAAGUAAUCACCAAGCGAGACCCGCCGGCACCUCGGGUAAUGUUGUACCGGCUUCGGGCGGAGUAAUUCAGUCGACCAACGUAGCAGCACUGAAAGAACGCAUGCAAGGGCCCGGUAGCACCAGUAUGCCGCCUAGUGGGGCGGGAAGCACAUCAAAUAGCUUUGGAAUGAUGAAUACAAUCAACGACAGUAGUAAUGCCACGAUCGGCACUAGCAUGGUACGUGGAGGCAAUGGUUUCGGAGCCGGGUUGAGCAAUCGCACAGCGAGCGACCUUGCAGCGCUCGUUUCCGGUGGUCUAUUGGUGAAGGAUGCGAAGCAAAUCAACAGCGAAAUGGACAGUAAAAAUGGUCGCGAUUGUUUUUCGCACCUCACGGACUCGGCCGACCUGGUGAAAGAGUUCGUCUUGCAAACGAUGCAUUGCAACGCGUUAUCGGUUUCACCAAAGCGAACAUCUCCAGCAAGAUCAUCGGUGCAGACGACUUUAAGCCCCAACAGAAGCCGAAGUCCACCGUUAAAUUUAUUGCUCGGGCCGUCCGCUAUCGACGGUAAGCUCGGUGUGGAUUGUUUAAACAGCGCGUUUCCCUUGCCGAGCAACAACACUGCUGUGCCAUCAUUGAGUUCCGAACCUACUGCACCUGCUGCUGCAACACUGGAGGGGACAGAUAUUGGCACCGUUACGGCUAGAGCGAUUGGUUCGUUGCUGGCAGGGACUGGUAGCGAACUGACCACCGGUACCUCGAUAUCUUGCCCAAUCAAUCCUUCCGCCUCGCCGACAGGGAACAGUAUGGCCUCGAGUGAAGAUUCGGUCGAUUCGUCCAACAGCAGGAGUAACAACAGGAGGAGAAGAAAGCCGGAAAAAACCAACAAAAUGAAUGCGGUGUUUCCGCUCGAGGAUGGAAAAUCCCUUUUCCCGGUGGCAAAACCCGUGGACGGUGGGAUGACGGGAAUGGAAGAGUUGGACAGCUUGCGCACUAAUCACGCAGCACGAAACGAUAUUACUGCACUAGCGAUCGAAGGUAUUAAUGCGCUCAGCCACGGCCUGUCCGGGGCACAGUGCGAUCUUAGUCAAGGUGCACCGCUGGCCAGCCUGUCGGAGAACAAUGCGCGGGAAGCAAGUGGCAUGCACACACCGCACGAUAUCUUUCUACCGCACCAUACGCAACGUAAGCCACCAACGGGAACGUCCCAAGAUCAGCAAAAGCUACUAGAAACCCUAAUCCAAAGCAAUAUGAACAACAAUGGCACAGCACCAUCAGCAGCAUCGAAUAGUUCCAUCGGUCCGAGGACUGCAGAAGAUACCAGUGCGUUGCAAAAGCAGCACGCAGCGAACGAUUGUGAAACGAUCGAUAAAAUUGCUGCCAUGGUAGCGUCUACGAAUGCGUUGGCGAGAAAGUUUUGCCUAGACAAAGUGACGGAACCGACGAUCGAUAAUGGUAUCGUAGGAUCGAUGACAACCACGCCCGAGAUGAACUGUAAUGGACCUACGGUGCUCGAAAAAAGUACACAGCAAGAGGAGAAAAAUGGCCGAAAGGCAGAGAAAAAAGCAAAUGCUUCGGACAGCAGCUAUGAGGAGGUUGAAAAUAAGCUGGAAGAAAUGUUUGCCGGCAUCGAAGAGCAGCCGGGUAAUUGUGUCGGGUCGGGCGUACAGAAAGAAUCGUCGAACGCUAGUGAUAACCAUGAGCGCACUGGAAACUUACCAUCGUCGAUCGGACGAGAUCAUGCGACGGAUGUUCCAGACGGUGACGUGAUGAAACAGUUGUCGAAUGAUUUAGUAUUGGCAGAUCGGGCGAGUGAAUUUCCGGGCAGUUCCAGCAAUGGUAGCGGGAAGAAACCACUAACUCCAGCACAAAAGCGUAGCAUCGGUAGCAAAGCGAUCGCACAGCCGGUGGGAGAAAUGAUCUCCAGUACACCGGCGGUGAAACGUAAACGCGGACCUAAGAAAAAAUCAAACGCACACAGCAAACCCGCCAUCAGCCCGUUCAUGGAACCGGCAGGACCCGCAAUGUUGGGUCUGAAGGCGUUGAACAACAAAAAGAAGGGAAAGAACAAGAAAGCAGCUGCCACCGGUACGGGUAAGAAAGGUAAAGCGACAAAAGGGAAGGCGGGAAGCAAGUCCGAUGAGCGGGAACCGUCAGCGGCUUGGUCUGCAGGAGCUGCUCCUAGUAUAGAGGCGAACGGGAAGUACAAGGGACCUUACGUUCAGGUCAGGUCGGACGGAUGCCAUACCGUCAUCAAUGCGCCGCUCAACGAAGAGGACAGCGAGAAGACGCAGAACAAGACGAAAAAGUUUAGCAACAGUCUCAACAGCUCGGAGCGAAGCAAAAUUCGUGGCCUGCACGUAAGCACACUCAGCACCAAAUACGAUGCGGACACGACGGAUACGAGCUGGAUGUGCGUGUUUUGCAAAACGGGCCCGCACAAAUUUCGGCUCGGUGAUCUGUUUGGUCCGUACAUAAUAAGCACCGGUUCCAGCGAGUUCGAACAGAGCCAGGUCGAUGUGGAUUUCUUUAGUGUGCGCCGAACGCGUGACGAUCUUGAAUCGAACCAAGCGAAGCAAAAGCGUGCCGCGGAGAAGCUGAAAGAGCAGCAACAAUGUGGUUCGAAAAGUAAAAAACGGAAAAACGCAACAGGAGCUCCUGUGAAUGUCGGUCUGAUAGCCAUGCCAGGACCCAGCAACGUAACAGAGCUGGCACUGAAGGAGGAGAAAUGCGACGAUACCCUCGGCACGGAACAGCAAACAUCGACAGAGAUUUUUUACGGCAUGAUCAAAGCAAGUGAUAACACGUACGAGGUGUGGACGCACGAGGACUGCUUAGUGUGGGCGCCCGGUGUUUAUAUGGUAGGGACGCGCAUCGUCGGUCUGGAGGCGGCCAUCUGGAACUGCUGUCGGCACCAGUGCCAGUUGUGCCGAAACUAUGGUGCUGUGCUGAGCUGUCUGCAUCAGGGCUGUCACGCAAAGGCGCACUACAUUUGUGCGCACAAACAAAGCUGGAAGAUGACUGAAGAUUUCCAAUCGUUUUGUCAACUGCACGCCGCUGCGAAGGAACCUAGCGAUGGUGAUGAGGUGGCCUCGGGCAGUAGGGAGGAUGCUUCCGCACCAACGCUAGCAGCGACGACGACGCAGCUAAAGAAGGAAGGCAAGCCAGGUAAGAAGGGGGCGGUUAGUUUGACAACGAGUGCGUCAUGA